Molecule: messenger RNA, 5140 nt
Organism: Drosophila bipectinata
Lineage: Eukaryota; Metazoa; Arthropoda; Insecta; Diptera; Drosophilidae
Gene: RhoGAP1A
Product: Rho GTPase activating protein at 1A
Biological process (GO): positive regulation of GTPase activity; signal transduction
Cellular component (GO): membrane
Molecular function (GO): guanyl-nucleotide exchange factor activity; GTPase activator activity
Source: RefSeq, a predicted model, not a curated record
GUGGUCACACUGAAUUAUGGAAAACAUCGAUUGCGGCUGCCAACUUGUACAAAUCGGCUGAUAUAUGUGGAUAUUUUUGGAUAUUCGAUGUGAAAGUGUUGCGGCGCGACCAAAAGUUCGGCAGUUUUGUGCCGCUAAACGUUAGGCAGACGAUUAGUGCCCGGCAUUGAAUGAAAAUCGUGGCGGAAAAUGAAACGCACUGAAGGCGACAACGCACAACUGGUGCUUGUUAUUACAUAAAAAAAAGGCCCAACCUCGCCCUCUCUUCGUCAUCAUCUCAGAAAGUCAUCAUCAUCAUCAUCAUCGACAUCAUCAUCGUCAAGUUUAAUCGACAGAAGCAGCAGUGCCUCCAAAAACAGCAUCUUUUUUUAAAUAAAUAAAAAAAAAAACAGACCCAAUAAAAUAAAAAAAAAACUAGCCACAAAAAAACUCUUAAAAAACAAUAACAACAACAACAACCCCGGGGGGUGGAGGAGCUGGUGCAAAAGUGGAGCGGCAGCGGUUCCAAAUAUGAGCGUCUUCAAUGACUUCCAGCGUCUGUGGAUGGAACGUUUUCCGCAGAGCUCCCUCUCCGAUGCCUGGGAGCUGGAUGUACGCGCCAGUCUCGAGCGGCACAAGGUCAAGAUCCAUGAACUGAGCAAAGAGCUGGAGCAGGAGACCCUCUAUGUGGAGUAUCUGGAGCGUCUGUUGUCCGAUGUGGAGAAGUAUCGCGCCACCGGCGGUGAUCCAACGGCCCUCUUUGAGGCAGCCAGCGGUGGUACCAGCACCAGUAGCAGCAGCACGGCGAACAAUGGCACUACCACCAAUGGAGCAGCACCUCCAGGGGCUGGCUCAUCGGCUGGAGGGGUGGACAAAGAAUUUAAAUCCAGUUUAAAUCUUCGAGAGUCUUCCUCCUCCGCUGGUGGCAAGGACAAGGAUCGCUUGUCCCUUAACACAGACAACAAAUACACACACACAAGUCAGAAUGCCACGGGCAGUGGAGGCGGUGGCGGUGGCAGUGGCCUCAACUCUGCCCCGCCCACAGCCAAGCGCAUUCCGGAUCUGAGCUUCGAACGGGAGGAUAGGGAUAAGGAUAGCGGCAAUGAGAAGGAUGCAAAUGGAGCACUCCAGCAAUGCAUCACAGAACUGGCGGCGUCCAUAAAAGCCCAGCCGGAUAAUGGUGGUGCUGGGGCUGGGGCUGGGGUGGGAGGUGUCGAUGGAGACAAGGAUACCGCUGCCACGAAAUUGCCGCUGCGCAAGUCCACAUCACAAUACGUCACCGUCAUCCAGGUCAAGGAGGCCAAAGACAAAGACGGCGACAAUGCCGCCACUUCGGUCAACGACCAGCAGCCGUCGCAGCAACAACCCACUCCGCCCUCCACCUUCUCCCGCUUUGCAGGCGGCAGUGCAUCCGGUGGCGGCGUGGGUGUGGGUGUGGAGCCUACAGCACCGCCCCUUUCGCCCUCGCUCACCUCGUACGCCGCCCACGUCGAGAAAAAGAAAAUGCCACCCAGACCUCCGCCAAAGAAUGUUCGACGCGUGGAACCGCCAACCAUUCCCAGCCAGCAGCUGUCCUCCUCCCCCAAACGGGAUGGCCCCUUUGCGGGCAGCACCAUGCCACUGCCGAGCAGCUCCGGCGGCAGUCUGUCCUCCGACAGUCCCGGCAACUCGUUGGAACGCAACAUCAAGCCCUCGGACAUCCUGCGCCAGAAGUCUUCCGAGAACCUGGACGCCAAGUAUGCGGCCAAUCGCAAGACCACACCCGAGCUGGGCAAGUUCGUGAACGUCAACAAUCCGGAGCUGAUGGAGGAGCUGGGACGCAAAAUGGUGGGCGGUGGCAAGGCGGAUGGCCUGGAGCAGGCCAAGAGGAGCGACUCCUCGGCCUCGCCGUCCAGCGGCAGUGGCGGUGGCAGUCUGGGACGGACGGCCUCCACGCCGGGCCGAGCUCUGACACCGGGCAGGACGGCAGCGGGAGUGGGCGCCUCGCCCACGGGUAGCCUGAACAAAAGCGCCAAGUUGGCGGCGGCGGACAGCAGCUCCACGAGCAGCCUGGAGAAGAAAUCGCGCACCUCCCUGCAGGCCAGCGAUGCGGAAUCAGCCAAUCAGCGAAGUGCCGGCUCCAAGGAGUCCCUGGCCUCGCAGGGCAUAUCAGAAGUGAUCAAAAGCUAUGAGAGUGUAUCCUCGCUGAGCUCUGAGAGCGCCAAGGCGGCGGGGGCGGCGACGGCAGGCUCCCAACAGAAUCCGGCAGCUUCUGCGGCGGACAAUGAGCCGUAUUAUGACAGCGUGCCGCUGGACAACGGCGAGGGCGAGUAUGUGUUCAUUAAGCCCGGCCGCACCGGCUCCUCCUCCAGUCGCGAUGACCUGUCGACGCCCGGCAGCAGCACCCUGCCCCUGGCCAGUGUGGCGGAUCCCGAAUCUCCCGGCCGGACCUCCAACUACGUCAAUAUCGACUAUUUCCUACAGCAAAGCAACGAGACACGUUCCAGUUCACUGGACAGCGAUGGCGAAUACGAGGGUCCGCCCAUAUUGCGCACCAUAUCCCACGACGAACAGACCACCACCAGCACCACCACGUCACAGAACACGCCGGGAGCCCUGCGCAAGAACCUUGUUUCAGCGAUACUUGUCUGUGGAAAUGCCCGUGGUGCCAAAAUACGUUCCAUACUCAGCUCCAUCAUCCAGAGCGAGACGAUAUACGUGGAGUGCCUCAACAAGAUGAUGCAGUACAAGAAGGCCAUCCACGCCACGUUGAACACAUCGCAGCCUGUGAUCAAGGAGGAGGAGGAGAACACGAUCUUCUUCAAGAUCGACGAACUGUACGAACUGCACACGGCCUUCCUGGCGGACCUGAAGACGAUCGUGUCGCACGAGGGCGGCGAUGUCCUGAUCGGAGAGCCCUUCAAGCGCAUGGCCGACAUGUUCGACCUGUACAGCGCCUUUCUGCACAACUACAAGAACGCCAUCGACACGGUGAAGAAGUGCAGUGGCACGAAUCCGCAGUUCAAGAAGAUCGUAUCGACCAUUGUCGUCAAUCUGCAAACCGAGCAGUCGCUAACGCUCGAGGAUCUGCUCCACAAGCCGGUGGCACGCGUCCAAAUCAACGCCCUGGUCUUCAACGAUCUGCUCCGGGAGACGCCGCCCAAUCAUCCGGAUCACCAGCCGCUGCGCCAGGCCCAGAAGAUCAUUCAGAUGUUCCUCAAUCAGUUCAACGUGGUCAACCAGCGCCUGCCCAUCGAGUCCAACCGCAACCUGCGGCGCAUGGUGCGCAACUCCUUCAUCGUGGAGCUGGUCGAUGCACAUCGUAAGCUGCGCCAUCUGUUCCUCUUCAACGAUGUGAUUGCCUGUGCCAAGUACAAGGCUCUGGGACGAGAUCGCAUCGACUACGAGCUGAAGUGGUUCAUACCCCUGAAGGAUAUCUCCAUCUACGAGGAGGCCGAUCCGGCCGCGGAGCUGAAGGAAUCUAGUCCGGCGAACAUUUCGCAAGUGAAGCGCAACCUGCGUUCGGUGCGCGAUCAACUGGCCCUGGAGGCGGCCAGCAACAAUGGCGGUGGAACGGUGCGCUCCGGCGACAAGUACCGUCGCAAGCUGGCCGAUCUGGAGUCACAGCUGGUGCUGGCCACGCCCAAUCUGGUCCUGCGACUGGGCAACAAGGCCAACAACAAGACCAUGACCUUCUUCCUUAGCUCGGACUUUGAGCGGACACAGUGGAUUGAUUCAAUCACAUCGUUAAAGCAAAAAUGCAACCUGCCGGGUGCCAACACAAUAAAUGCUCUGGAGGUCACCGCCUUCAUUGUGGCCAUGCAAAAGGGCAUGAAGACUGAAAUGGGUUCGUAUCUGAUGCGCAACACCAACGACGAGAGCCUCCUGGUCGGUGACCUUCACAUGGCCGUCCAAGGGCUGCAGGGCCUGGAGCAGCCCACCGAUCUGUAUAUCUGUAUCGAGGUCGACUCCUAUGGCCACUACUUCCGCAAGGCCACCACCAAGAUGAUCUGUCGCAGCCAGACCCCGCUCUGGAACGAGAGCUUCAUGCUGGAGCUCGAGGGCAGCCAGAAUGUGCGCAUUUUGCUCUACGAGGCCAAGGAGCGUCCCCUUCUCAGGGCCAAGCACAUACUCAAGUUAAGCCUCAGCUGGUUGACGGAGACCACCCAGACACGUACCAUUAAGCUCAGCGAGACUUUGGAGCUGGGCUGCAGCUUCCGGUUCGUGCCCGGAGAACUGUGCCGCGCCACAACCAAGCCAGGUGCACUGUUCGGUGCCAAAAUGAGCCAAGUAUUGAAACGCGAAAAACGCGACAUUCCGUUCAUCAUCAGUGCCUGCAUACGCGAGGUGGAGCGACGUGGAAUGCUGGAGGUCGGUUGCUAUCGUGUCAGCGGUAGUGCCUCUGAUCUUUCCAAGCUCAAGAAGGCCUUUGAAUCGGAUGCCUAUGAGGCAGAGCAGCUACUACGCGAGGUGGACAUCCACUCGGUGACUGGAAUUUUAAAGACUUUCUUGCGAGAACUACCCGAAGCCCUAUUCACGGAUCAGCUUUAUCCGCGUUUCUUCGACACAUUCAGCGCCUUUAGCAACAACAAUGAAGCCAUACGGACCAGCGAGCUACUCAAGGUUUUCGAAGAGCUUCCUCAGGCCAACAAGGCCUCCAUCAGUCUGAUUCUGGAUCAUUUGAUAAGAGUCCAUGAAAAGGAAGCGGAUAACAAGAUGUCGCUGCACAACCUGGCCAUGGUUUUCGGGCCGACUCUAUUGCGCCCCGGCCAGACCCAGGUGAAGCAGAAGGAUCCACUGGCCGCCAGUACAGUCGAUGUGAUGGCCCAGGCCGGUAUACUCUACUGCUUCCUGCAGGCUCGCAUCAAGAAGGACUAAAGCCCUGCCCCCUGCAUUAUACAUAUGGAUCAUAUAUAUAUAUAUAUAUAUAAAUUAUAUAUUUUUUUUACAUAGCAAUAGAGAGAGAGCAGUUGAUACGCCUACUCCAUGCCCCUUGUUGCACAAAAAUGCAAAUCUAAAAAAAAAAAUAAAAAGGACCUAACACGCACAUAAACACACACACAACCACACCCAAGCUGCUGCCAAUUGUAUAUACCAGAAAUGAUGAUGAUGAGGAUGAGGAGCUGGCUAGGAUCGAACAAUCUGCUCAAUGGCGGGCACAAGCACAAGCACAAAAGCACAU